Peromyscus californicus insignis is the source of this 2680-nucleotide messenger RNA. Its product is annotated as zinc finger protein 420-like. Gene Ontology annotation, molecular function: DNA-binding transcription factor activity; RNA polymerase II cis-regulatory region sequence-specific DNA binding. Gene Ontology annotation, biological process: regulation of transcription by RNA polymerase II. NCBI's taxonomy places the organism in Eukaryota, Metazoa, Chordata, Mammalia, Rodentia, Cricetidae. The record is from RefSeq and is a predicted model, not a curated record.
AUGAGGGACAAGCCGAUUUUUCUGAUUCUCUCUUAUGACUCUGAAUUCACAACAAGAAGAAUGAAUGCUUCUGUGAUGAGUGCUCCUCAGAGGCUGUUAACAUUCAGGGAUGUGGCUAUAGACCUCUCACAGGAGGAAUGGGAAAGUCUAGACUUUGCCCAGAGGGCAUUGUACAUGGAUGUGAUGCUGGAGAAUUAUUACAAUCUAGUCUUUGUGGAAAACCAUUGCAUAUGUGAUAAAUAUGAGGUCUUGGAUCAAGACACAAAGCAUAUUUCCCAUGAUCAUGUGAAUAUCCAAGGGACGCCAUUUCAAUGUAAUGAGCUUGGCAAAGGUAUUCAUGAAUCUUCUGACAGGAAUGACAUUGCAGAAAAGUACAAGGACAGAUUGCUUAACCACAGACAUGCCUCUGUUGAAUUAUUAGAUAUAAAUAGACAUGUAAGUGGGAACACUGGAGAAGAACCUUACAAAUACAAAGAAUGUGUAAACUCUUUAGAUUUCUGUUCUAUCAUUAGUCAAAAUCAAAUAAUCCACACAGCAAUAGAAGAACAGGAAAAUACAGAGUAUGAUAAAUCUUUUGACCCUAAACAUAUACUCACACUGAAACGAGCCAGUAGUGCAAAGAAACCACAGCAAUGCAAGAAAUGUGGACAAAUUUUCAAGAUGUACUCAAGUCUCAGUAGACAUCAGAGAGCUCAUACUAGAGAGAAAUCCUAUAAAUGUACAAAAUGUAAUAAAUCCUUUCUGCAUUUGUCCCAACUCAAAGUGCAUUGCAAGAUCCAUUCUGGAGAAAAACCCUACAAAUGUACAGAAUGUGAUAAGUGCUUUUUUCAUACAUCAGACUUGGAAAGACAUUACAGCAUCCACACUGCAGGGAAUACUUACAAAUCUAAUGAUUUUGGCAAAUCCUUUAUCUGCUGUUCAGAUCUUACAAAACAUCAGACAACUCCUGGAGGAGAGAGACUUUCUGGAUGUAAACAAGCUACUAGUACAUUCUACACAUGUUUACACCUUGACCAUUGUGGAAUCCUUACAGGAGAGAACUUUUUCAUAUGUAGUGAAUGUGGUAAAUCACUUUGCAUGUUUUCAGGUCUUAAAAGACAUCAGAGAAUUCACACAGGGGAAAAUCCUUACAAAUGUAAUGAAUGUGAAAAAUCCUUUACCCAGGAAGGCAGUCUUAGAACUCAUCAGAGAAUACAUACAAGAGAGAAACCUUUCAAGUGUAGUGAAUGUGACAGAUACUUUGCCAGGAAAUCCUAUCUUAGAACUCAUCAGAGAAUACAUACAAGAGAGAAACCUUUCAAGUGUAGUGAAUGUGACAGAUACUUUGCCAGGAAAUCCUAUCUUAGAACUCAUCAGAGAAUACAUACAGGAGAGAAACCUUUCAAGUGUAGUGAAUGUGACAGAUACUUUGCCAGGAAAUCCUAUCUUAGAACUCAUCAGAGAAUACAUACAGGAGAGAAACCUUAUAAAUGUAGUGAAUGUGACAAAUCAUUUACCCAGAAAAGCAAUUUUAGAACUCAUCAGAGAAUCCAUACAGGAGAGAAACCUUACAAGUGUAGUGAAUGUGAGAAACUCUUUACCUACAGCUCUCAUCUUAGAAGACAUCAGAGAAUUCAUACAGGAGAGAAGCCUUACAAAUGUAGUGAGUGUGACAAAUCCUUUAUCAAUUGCACAGAACUUAGAAGACAUCAGAAAGUUCAUACAGGAGUUAAACCUUAUAAAUGUAAUGAAUGUGACAAAUACUUUACCCAGAAAGGCAGUCUUAGAACUCAUCAGAGAAUUCAUACAGGAGAGAAACCUUACCAGUGUAGUGAAUGUGACAAAUCCUUUAUCAGGAAAGUCCAUCUUAGAACUCAUCAGAGAAUACAUACAGGAGAGAAACCUUACCAGUGUAAUGAGUGUGACAAAUCCUUUACCCAGAAAUUUAAUCUUAGAACUCAUCAGAGAAUUCAUUCAGGAGAAAAACCUUAUAAAUGUAGUCAAUGUGAGAAAUCUUUUAUCCAGAAAGCCAGCCUUAGAACACAUCAAAGAAUUCAUAUACAGACGCCUUACAAAUGUAGUGUAUGCAGAAAAGUCUACCUGGAUUUCAAGUCUAAGGAAACACCUGAAAAUUCAUAACUAGGGAUAAAAGCUUCUGUAGGAAAUAAUGUGGCACAUGCUUUAACCAGGCUCUGCCCUUAGCUGCACUUGAAGUUUCACACUGGAGAAUCAUGAACAUGAGAAACUUGUGAAAACCUUUAAUAAUGUUUAAUCUUGGAAAGCAAGACAUUAUGUUGAGGGAAAUUCUGAAAAUGUGGCAAUGCAAGAAAAUUUUCAUUAAAAUUUUUUACUUGUUCAUCCUCAAAUACUUCAUCAUGAAGACAUCAUGGAGAAGCCUAAAGAAUAUGCUAUUGUGUAACAGUAUCCUGGAGACUGAAAUGAUACAGUUUGAAGGGAAGCUGAUUAAGACAGGAACUACGUUAUUCAAAAUAACUUAAAAGAAAUCCCUGAACCUGACAAGAUUCAGUAUGCUUACCUCAAUUGAAGAAACCCAGACCAAUCAUGCCAGUUAGAAGGAGAUUUUGCAGAUUGAGUGUCCAAGACUGGAUGCUCUUAAUCUGUAGAUAUGCCUCUGUGUGCUAUGAGUAUUCAGUAUUCAUUAGGUUUAUCCCAUGCUCUUUGGAUUUUAAUGAUGGCAACU